Messenger RNA from Uloborus diversus, 5088 nucleotides. Its product is annotated as cilia- and flagella-associated protein 44-like. The record is from RefSeq and is a predicted model, not a curated record. Gene Ontology annotation, molecular function: protein binding. The transcript has 27 exons. Lineage: Eukaryota; Metazoa; Arthropoda; Arachnida; Araneae; Uloboridae. The coding region runs from base 1 to 5088 and encodes 1695 amino acids.
AUGAGUUUAAAGCAAGUUGUUCUGUUUGCAUGCUAUCUUUCAAUGAAUAGUGUUAGCAGGUCUAGUCCUCAAUUUUUACGAAGGAAGACUCGGCGAUCUGAAGAAACUCCUCUUACAGACAUAGGACAGUAUUCUUUUGGAUACCAGCAUCAGUUGGGUCCUAAUAUUGCCUUCGUAAAUGAUGAAACAAUAAUAGUAGUUGCAGGAAAUUUCUUGAAUUUUUAUAAUAUCAAAACCUUGGAACAGAGUUUUCUUCCCUCUGAGCAUGGAAUUGGAUUUCUAUCAGUCGCUUUAUCUUUCAGUUCAAAUGAAGAACUUUUGGUGACUUUAAGCUCACAUCCAGAAAAUAAAGUCAUCAUUUGGCUUUGGGCUGAAGAGUUAAUGCUCUAUGAUGCAAGAGAACAAAGUGUGCCGAUCUAUGAUUUAAACUUUUCAAACUUUGAUCCAGAUAUUUUUGUUACUUCUGGAAAGCAUCAUGUUAAGUUUUGGCACACUGUUUCAAAAAGAAAUAUGAGUAAAAAAAUUACCGAAAUAGAGGUUUCUACCAAGAAAUUUCAAGAGAGAACUGAUAUUUACUGCACUGUUGCACUCUCAAAACUUUUGUAUUUGUCUUGUACUGGUCAUGGAUAUCUUUUGUUAUGGAGGGCAGUUCAUGAAAGUUACCAAACCACAAAAUUAUUAAUUGGAGAAAAUCAGCCGUGUCACAGUGGUCGUAUUUCUUACAUUGUUCCUUUGGAAGACUACUUUCUGACCCUUGGAUCGGAUGGCAGAAUCAAAUUUUGGUCUCUACAAUCAAUGAUGGAAGAGUUUACAGAGCCUGAAACUGCAGAAGACCAACCAAAAGAUCUUGAAUUUGUUUUCAUAACACCUUUAAAAGAAGUUGAAAUUUCUGUUACGUCAGAUUUCUCAUUUGCUAUUGUCUAUAAAGAUGUUAGUGAGAAAAAACUUUUACUUCAGGAUCUUAAUGGAUGUCUUUGGGAACUAAAUAUUGCCGAUGAUUUUUCUGUAUCUUAUUCUCAUUUACUUCUUGGCUGUGAUACUUUCAUGGAUGUUGCAAUCUGUCCUACUUAUCCAUUGAUUGCUGCUGCAUCUUCUAAAGGAAUUGUGACAGUGUUUGAUUGCAUCAAUAAGAAUGUUUCAAAGUUAUGUUGUUUCCCUGUGGCUGCAACUUCUGUCAUUUGGGUGGAUCCUGAGAUAGAUGAAACUUGUUCUUCUAUUAUAGUUGGAUUUUCGGAUGGUUCAAUUCGAUGGCUGAGUUUAGUUGAAGGAGAAAGCAAAUUAAGUUUGAAAUUUGCUGUUAAGUUACAUUCAGAUUACAUAUUGUGUAUGAAAAUCAGUAAAAGAUCAAAAAUUCUUGUCACUCAGGGCCAUGAUGAGAAGUUGUUUUUUUGCUGCAUUGAAAAGUAUGAAUUGAUUCCUUUGGGAUUUUAUACAAACAGACAUCCUGUCAAAGACAUGGCUUGGGUAUAUAACUCAAUGGGUGAUGAAAGACUUUUACUCAUCUGCAAGUAUAAUUACAUUAUUGAACUUGAGCUCCCACGCAUCGAUUCCUUGAAAGAGGCAAAUGAAGAAACCUAUGGUAUUGAAAGUAAGGAUGCUCAAGUAUAUACCAUAAAUGGAUUAAAAGAAUAUUACAAACUUGGUGAAAAAGUUGAUGACAAUGAUGAACUAAGUUCUCUUAAUAAGGAAGAAAGAAAAGUCAAGAGGAGAUUAAAGUAUGAUGCAAAGAGAGAAGAAAAAGAAAGAAAACGAACAGAACUUGGUUUGAAAGGACCAUCUUAUCCUUCUGAAAUUUUAUGCAGUUUGCAGUCGGUUAAUAGUGACUGCUUGUGGUUCUCAUUUGAAAAAGAUUUGAGACAUGUGUUUGAAUUUCAACUUUUUGAACCAAUUACAAAUGAACCCAUGAAUUUGAUUCCUAUUAGCGUAUUGGAAAUUUCAAUUGCUGAAUCUGCUUCAGUUCUUUCCAUGUGUUAUAGUCCAUGCGGAAAAUUCUUGUUUAUGGGGAUGGAAGAUGGAUCUCUUACUAUCUGUCACUUAAAAGAUGCUUUCAUUCCUUCUUCUGGAAAUGAAUUUAUAAAGUAUCAGAUUCAUGAUGCCAAUUUUGGUCCUGUGAAUUGUUUGAAGAUAUCUUCAGAUGGAAGUUUGAUUGUAACUGGUGGAAAAGAUGGAAAUUUGUUUUUAUUUUCCUUUAAUGCUCAUGAAUACAAGAAAGUUAUUGACUAUGAGCAAAAGCCUAUGUUAACUUAUCGAGAAAACUUCGAGGCUUUAAAGAGGAUAAAAGAAGAUUAUACAGAAAUCAAGCAGAAAUAUGAAACCUUCUUAGAAGUUGGUACUUUUUCUCUUAAAAGCAUGAAAAGGUUCCCAGAUGAAUUGAAAAUUUCUUUUAAGAAUUCUUCAUCGAAACCUUUUGAAACAUUUCAUGAAAAAGUCAAACACGAACUUCUGAGUUUGGAAAAUAAUUUAUGUUCCUAUGUUGACGAUGCACGCUUAAUGAAGGAAAACUAUUGGAAUUUUUUCAAAUCAAAAGUGGAAGAUGAAAAGCUUAUUAUUGAACCAGACUCAAAAAAGAUGAAACUGCAAACUUUUCGUGGAUGUUCAUUAUCUCAAAAUUUGAUGAAUUUUCCGUCAAUUUCAGAGCAAAGUAUAUACCAAGUUAACCAAAAAGAGUCAUCUGAAAUGGAAAAAAAGAUGAAGAUUGAUCUGCAAAACGUAGAACAAGAUCUGUGGGAAAAAGAACUAGCUUCUCUUCAUAACAAUGUCAUAGAAUUUCCUGGAGAUACUCCUAUUUCAGAUUACAUUUUCAGGUAUAAUAGGAGGAAGCAAGAAAGAAUAAAUGUCUUACAAGAAGAUGAGCUGUAUUUACAUAAAGAGAUGCAAGUUAAAGAGUCAGAGAAAUUAAGAAAUCUGUGCAGUGAACUGCAAAAAGUAAUAGAUCAAGAACCCAAGUAUGAAGGCUAUUUCAAAAAGUUGUUUAAGAAAAAACUUUAUGAAUCAAGCAGUGAAAGUACUGAUAGUGAAGAGAACAACAGCAAAGAUAUUGAUCCAAGCAAAGUUGACCAAAAUCUACUCAUGAUAGUCACGCUUCUACAAAUGAAAAGGCAAGAUGUUGAUGGUAGUAUAAAGAAAUUAAAACGCCAAGUUCGUCAAAUCAACAUGAAAGAAAGUGCAAUUAAAAAACGAAUUGAGAAAACUAAUGAAGCAAUGUGUCAAGUGGUUGGUGAAAUUAAUCGUGUUCAGGAAAAAGGAGAGAGUAGAUUGGUGAACCUAAGUUGGCCUGUUAUAUUAUAUCCUGAGAACAUACAUUCUGAUUAUGUUAAUACUCUAGAGACUUCUACAGCUGAGCAAAAAGAGGCAAUACUAAGUGAAAUGUCCAGAAUAUCUGAGAUUAUAUCAACUCAUAGUGAUUUGAUUAAUAACUAUGUGGAUGCGUCUGUAAAUGCCUUAGGAAAUGCCACUGCUUCUGUUGAAGUAAAUGAUUCAAUUGAUGUUCUCGUUUUGCUUGAUUUUAUUGUCGAAGAAGUGUCCACUUCACCGGAAAAAUAUUUUCUACUCGAUGUGUUCAGUGAAGGCAAUGUUGAAAAUGAAAUUGAAUUCCAAUCUGAAAAUAAACUGAGGCAACAAAAUUCAGAUGAAUUGCUCGACAAAGAAACGCUGAAUUCUGAUGAAGGUGAUGAAAAAAAGUAUGAAAUUACAGGACUUGCUCAUGGGGGGAAAAAACAAGAAGUUACAAGAACAUGUGUCAGGAAAAAGUCAGAAUUAAUGAAAAUUUUCUUUAAGAAGUCUUUUAAUGUUUUCAGAGACAUUUUGUCACUGCCUUCGGAACCGGAAAUCAAAGAAGUUGUAGAUGAAAACAACCUGGAAGAUACGUCAUUUCAUCAGAAACUAAGUGAGCAAUCAUCAGAUACUUAUUCCCUAUUUCCUUCUGAUGAGGAGCUUGAAACAGAUCUGAACUUAUUUAUGAAUAGUUUGAAUGAGCUAAAAGAAAGUGUGACGUAUUUUGUGUCAAGAGAUCCGCUCGAUGAUUCUAAUGUCUCCGUCGAAAGAAAGACACAUGUGGUUGAAUCUUCAAGUUCUAAUGAAACCAAAAUGGAAGGAUUGCUGUUCAUAGAUUUCGGAUCCCUUCUGUUUCGGGAUUCUGGAUUCGAUUAUUAUAUUUGGUGUUUUGAAAACGAAGCGAAUAAGUAUGUCAUUAAAUUAAAAGAAAAUUCUAGACUUUUUAGCUCUGUGAAGCACCCAAUUCAGAAAUCGCAGAGUCCAGAACAAAAACUCAUUUCACGACUUUUAGAAGAUUUUUGGGCUGGUAAAGAGCAUUCUGUUGCGUUUAGAGAGAAUGACAAACCCAAUAAUCCAGAAUUUCGAACUUUGAAGGGUGGUGGAUUGUGUGUGUCUCUUUCUUCUCUGAGAGAACUUCAAAAAGACGAUCCGAUUUUUUUCCCAUACCCUUAUUUUUUUCAGAAAUUUGAGCAGUAUGCAGAAGUUGCUGAAAAACCUCAAAGUAUCAAUAUUUCUAUUGUUAGAGAAGAAGAAAUUAGUAGUUUUUAUCGUAUUCCCUCAAAAUCCAUUGCAGACUAUCUCAUUGUUGAUGUAAGAAAUGUUACUGGGAGGCUGCAGUCUUUUAAUGCUAUUAGAGAAUCAACUACUGAGCUCCAACAUGAAAUGAGGGUCUUACCGAAGAAAGUUGACAAACUACGACACAAGUUAAUAUAUAAGCAAGAAGAAAUCAACCGAGUGCAUAGAGAGAAAGCAAAUGAAAUGAUGUUAAAGUUUGGAAAACACUUAGAUUUGGAAUUGCUGCAAGAUAUCUUAGACAACCCACAUUUCCGAAUCAAGAAAUAUGAAGCAGAAAAGCUUAUUGAAUCCUUGCAAAAAGAGCUUAAGAAAAUAAAAGUACUGGAGAACAAAACAUUCAAAUCCUUGGACAAACUAAGAUUUGAAGAUACAAAGCUGUGUUAUGAGCUCAUAGAAUUGAGGGAAGAACAUAAGAGGCUGAACAAAUGUUAUUCUCAUAAGAAACAGAUUCUUCCUAAAAUUAAAAGCACUCCUCAAGUUCAAGAUAAGGCACAAUCUCAGAACUCUUCCAUCUUAUAA